GUCGUCCGGAAUUCCUUCCGUGUUUUGAUUUUUGUUUUAUGUAUGGCCUGCAAGGAACCGUGCAAAACCCGUGUAUGCCCUCGCCUGUGCAAGCGUGCUUAACUAGUGGAAUUGAAAAGCUGAAAUGCCACGAUAGUUUCCACGAAAGUCUUUCGCAGUAACGAGUGCAGCACCAUAUUUUACGACGCGUGGUCUGAGUGCAGACGCGGCUGUCAAACUGCAUGCGCCUGGCGCGUGCUCCCACUUGGAAACGCCAGUGACCCCAUAUGUGGCCCGGCACCAUGACUGUUAUUAAAUGACGAGUAUGGAAGAAAAGUGUUCAUUGUUGGUGCGCACUUUCAACAUUGUUGUCGGUGCGAACGAAUGCAGCGGCCUUAGCACGGUGUACUUUCAAACUGCGAAGACAACUGGCAUGUUUGCAGCGAGCUCGGCAACGCCUGCGGCUGUUCUGCUGCUCGAGCUUGUUUUGUCAAGUGGGCGGAGUCGCAGAGCUGACAGAUAGGCAUCAUUCAUGACCCUCAGCCAUGUGGCAGUGGCUCCUCUGGGCGGCCUGCUGCCUGGCGGUGGGUGCGGAGCUUGUCCAGGAGUUUGAGGUGGCCGAGGGUGUGCCAGCUGGCAGCUUGGUGGGUGUCAUUGGGCGUGACACGGGCACUCAGCCGCCAUACCUGAUUGUGCCAGCACCUGGUUCAGCUGUGGACUCGGACCUGAGCAUAGACCAGGCCUCGGGACAGGUACGCACCAGCGUGGUGCUGGACAGGGAACUGCGCAGCGAGUACUCCUUCGUGGCAAUACCACCAAGUGGUGAUAAUGUGCGCGUCACCAUCCGUGUGCUCGAUGUCAAUGACAAUGCACCAGAGUUUCCUGUGGACAGCAUGUCACUCGAGUUUCCAGAGAACACACCUCGAGACGUUAAGCGCACCCUCAGUCCCGCACGAGACCGGGAUUUGGGUGAGUUCAGCACGCAACACUAUCGAAUCGCUUCUGGAAAUGUGGACGGGGCCUUUCGUCUGGCCUCCCAUCGAGAGCGCGAUGAUGUGCUGUAUUUGGACCUACAAAUCAGUGGCGCCCUGGACAGAGAAGCAACGCCCUUCUACAGCCUGCAGGUGGAGGCCUUUGAUGGAGGCCGGCCACCACUGCGGGGCACGAUGACAGUCAACAUCACCAUCCUUGAUGUCAACGAUAACCCACCUGCCUUCAACCAAAGCCGCUAUGUUGGGCGCGUGCCCGAGAAUGCCAGUGUAGGCACCGCAGUGCUACGUGUCCUUGCCACCGAUGCCGAUGCAGGUGACAAUGGCCGUGUGCGCUACGCCAUCAACCGCCGCCAGAGUGACCGUGAUGGACUGUUUGCAAUUGAUGCCGAGUCGGGCCUAGUGUCUGUGAGCAAGCCUCUGGACUUUGAGGCCAAGGACACCCACGAGUUGGUGGUGGUGGCACGUGACUGCGGUGACCAGCCUUUGGAGGCAACUGCCUUUGUGUCAGUGCUGUUGACUGAUGUGAAUGACAACCAGCCGAGCAUUAAUCUCAUAUUUCUCAGUGACGAUGCAUCACCCAAGGUGUCUGAGGACGCACGUCCUGGGGAGCUCGUGGCACGCGUCAGUGUCAAUGACCCCGACUCGAAAGCUGAGUAUGCCAAUGUCAAUGUGAGUCUCAGUGGAGGAGAGGGGCACUUCGGUUUGGCCACCCAGGACAACAUUAUCUACCUUGUCAUGGUAGCACAACCACUGGACCGAGAGACUCGGGCUCGGUAUGGCAUGCUACUUACAGCCACGGAUCAAGGUAGCCCACCCCUGAAUGCCUCUCGCUCUUUUGAGCUGGCUGUCACUGACACCAAUGACAAUGCGCCCGAGUUUGACCAGGACACGUACCAUGCCAGUGUACUUGAGGUGGCGGACCCUGGCACAUCAGUGCUGCAGCUGACUGCUUCUGACCGUGAUGAAGGACGCAACUCACUGCUGCGCUAUUCCAUUCAGCACACUCCAGAAACGUACUCACAGUGGUUCCAUGUAGACCCACGCACGGGCCUGGUGACUACACGCACUCCCAUUGACUGUGAAACAAGCCCCGUACCACGUGUCACUGUACUUGCUACUGACAGUGGGGAGCCCCCACUGUCAGCUAGUGCCACACUGCUUGUCACCAUCAGUGAUGUGAAUGACAACGAACCCAUAUUUGACCAGAGCUUUUACAACAUCACUGUGGCCGAAGAUGAACCCGUUGGCAAGUGUGUCCUCAGGGUGUCAGCCACUGAUCCUGACUGCGGCGUGAAUGCCAUGGUGAACUUCACAUUGGGUGGUGGAGCCAGCAGUGACUUCCGACAGCACUUUGCUGUGCAUCCCAGCACUGGGGAACUGUGCUUGACAGCCAGCCUUGACCGGGAGCAGAGGAGUUCCUACGAGAUCCCCAUUGCUGCGACUGAUCGAGGUGGCCUAAGCACUAUGGCUAUGGUGAAGGUGUACGUGCGGGAUGUGAAUGACAACCGGCCCAUCUUCUACCCACGCGAGUACAAUGUGAGCCUUCGUGAGCAGGACACCCUGGCUGCUACCACACCUGUGGCCGUAGUGGUGGCCAGUGAUGCCGACUCUGGGCCCUUUGGAACCGUCUCGUAUCACAUUGUCAGUGGCAAUGAUUUGGGCAUUUUCCGAGUUGACCCCACUUCAGGGGAGCUACUGGUGGUUGGGCGCCUGGGAAGGUCGCAGCCACUGCAUGAGCUCCGGCUGGCAGCACAGGACGGGGGGGGCCUGCGAUCGCUGCUCGAUGCCCGUGUCUACGUCAGUGUGCUGGGUCGGGGCCAGCGGCCACCCCUUUUCCAGCGACCACGCUACGCCUUCCAGGUGCGGGAAGAUGCUGCACCAAGUACUGUCAUUGGCACUGUGGCCGCUGCUGCUGCUGGUGCUGCUAGGACCCCUGCAGCUGGGGGUGGUCAGCCCAAGGUGCGCUACUCCAUCUACUCUGGCGAUCCUGAGGGCUACUUCUCAAUUGACACCCACCUGGGCAGUAUCCGUGUGGAGCGCCCUCUGGACCACGAGGCGCACCCAUUCCUGCUUCUGAACGUGCAAGCUACGGCUGGCACCCAGCCCCCUGCCUAUGGCCACACACAGGUGAACGUGACAAUCUGGGACGUCAACGACAAUGCACCACGCUUCGAGAGUGCAGUGCUCAAGCUCAGCUUGCCUGAGAAUGUGGCCGUUGGUACAGCGACAUAUGUGGCACAGGCGCACGAUGCUGAUGCAGGGCGAAAUGGCGCGGUGCGCUACACGCUGCUCGAGGCACCCCCAGGUCUCUUUGAACUCGGGUCUCGAUCGGGGCGGCUGGCCCUGCUUCGGCCACUGGACUACGAGACGCAGCCUCGCUUGCACCUCGUGUUGGGCGCUGCUGAUGGGGGCACUCCAGCGCAGUCGGCCUCUAUGACGUUGCUCAUUGAGGUGCAGGAUGUCAAUGACAAUCCCCCAGUCUUUGACCGACCUGCGUACAGUGUCAACGUGCUGGAGUCCCUGCCAGUCAACUCGCACUUCUUGCAGGUGAGUGCCACAGAUCGGGACACUGGCAACAAUGCCCGGCUGACCUUUCGGUUGACAGCGAGCAGCGAGUUUGGCAUCUUCCCAAACAGUGGCCUGCUCUACCUCCGUGAGCCACUAGACCGGGAAUCCUGCGAUUUGCACUGGCUCUCAGUCGUGGUUGUGGACAAUGGCAGCCCGGCCAUGUCAGCCACAGCCAGUGUGGAAGUGCACGUCCUUGAUGCGAACGACAAUGCACCCGAGUUCAGUGCCAGUGCCUUGGAGCUGAUUGUGCCAGAAAAUGUGCCAGCAGGCCACCUGGUUGGUAGACUACAGGCUCGUGACCAGGACACUGGCAGCAAUGCUGUGCUUCGCUACAGCCUGCUGCAUGCCAACAGCAGCAGCUUUAAGAUCGACCCAGCUACUGGCGAUGUGCACAGCCUGGCCACCCUGGAUCGUGAGGCCCAGGCCAGUUACGAACUGCUGGUACAAGCUCAAGACCAGGGCACCCCCACACUCUCGAGCACAGCACGGCUGCGGAUUCUGGUGUCCGAUGAGAAUGACAAUGCACCAAUCUUUGUGGAACCCCUGGACCGCAUGCUGAGUGUGCGUGAGCACCAGCCUGCUGGCAGUGAGCUGGUGCAGGUGCGUGCUGUGGAUGCCGAUGAGGGGCCCAACGGCCAGGUCGUCUACGAGAUUGUUCCAGGCAGCGGUCAGCAACGGGAUGGGCGUAUGGCCUUUGCCGUGGAUGCACACACGGGCCGGCUAACCACACGGCUGGUGCUCGACCGCGAGAGCCAGGAGGAGUUCUCGCUGGUGCUGGUGGCACACGAUGGGGGCCAGCCACCUCGUGAGGCUCGGCUGGCACUGCUGGUGCGUGUCCUGGGCCUUCACCAGCCGCCUGGAGUGGCCGCUGGUGGCUCCACCCGGAGGAUGCACGUCCGUGAGGGAGCGGCUGCAGGCACUGUGUUGGGCUCCCUGGCACCACACCCAGCAGGGGCCACCUUUUGCCUCUUGGGUGAACCGCUUGUCUUUGAUGUUGGUCAGCACUCCGGGGAUGUGUUCACUGUGGGGGAAGUGGACUUCGAAAUGGCCAGCGAGCACCAGCUACAGGUGCGAUUGGACGAUGCUGGCACCACCACACUUAUUCAUGUCCAGAUUCAAGUGGAAGACUUAAACGACUGCACACCCACCUUUCCGGAGGACCCUGUGCACUUGUCUAUUGCUGAAGACAUCCCCCAAGGAACUGUAGUGUGGACGUUUGCUGCUCAAGACUUGGACAGUGGCGAUAAUGGCAAGUUGGUGUACCAGCUGGACGAGGAAUGGCCGUCUGUAGGCACCUUUGAGGUGGAGCCUUCCACCGGAAAGCUGAUGGUGCGCACCCCCUUGGAUCGUGAGAGCCAGGCCUCCUUUGUGCUUGUUGUCAGGGCACAGGACCAGCCAAGCUCGGGUGCUCCACUGGCCGCUCGUGUCACCUGCUAUGUCAGUGUCGAAGAUGUGAACGACCACAGCCCAACUUUCACCUCAGCUGCAGAGGCUAGCAUUGCGCCUGACGCUCCUAUUGGAGCCAUCUUGCAACAGCUCAUUGCCAUUGACUUGGACGCUGAGGAAAAUGGCCACGUCUCUUACCACAUAGCAAGUGGAAAUGAUGCAGGAUACUUCUCUCUCGACCACGACACAGGAUUGCUGACUGUUGCACAGCCCCUGGCAGAGUUGCCUGAGCACCUUACUUUGAACAUCACUGCCAGUGACAAUGGAUCACCACGUCGUAGCGCCCACCAGGAGCUGCACGUGCGCCUCAGUGAGGCGCCACAGCGGCCACCACGCUUUGACCAGCCACACUACGCAGCCAACAUGUCUGAGGAUGCUCCCGUAGGCACUACCGUGCUCACGGUUCAUGCCUCAGGAGGAGGAAAUCUCUCCUACAGCCUUCCCGCUGGCGGUGGCCUCUUUGGGGUGGACACACACACUGGCGUGGUGCAUACCUUGGCACUGCUCGACCGAGAGGCACAGGCGCAGCAUGAGUUUGUUGUGUUUGUGACAGACGGGCAGAAUCAGGCAGACAGCUGCCUGGUAUUAGUGUGGCUCCUGGAUGCCAAUGACCAGAGCCCAGAGUUUGAUGACUCGUGCCGAGGCCUGUCUGUCCCUGAGAAUGGACCACCAGAAGUGCACGCCAUGGUGGCCUGGGACCGCGAUGAAGGCUCCAAUGCUCGUCUGCUCUACUCUAUUGCAGCGGGGAAUGUCGGGGACAAGUUCCGACUGGAGCCCCGCACGGGUCGACUGCUGACGAGUACACCGUUGGACCGGGAGUCGGUGUCCGAGUAUCGGCUCACUGUGCUGGCCACCGACCAGGGCAGCCCUGCCCGCACAGGCAGCUGCACCCUGGUGGUGACAGUGGUAGAUGAGAAUGACGAGCCACCUCGCUUUGAGCAGGCGGUGUACAGUGCCAGCGUGGCCGAGGACGCUGCUCCCAACACGACAGUGCUGGCGGUGCGGGCCCACGACCCAGACCUAGGACUCGGAGGCCGUGUCUCCUACUCGCUGGCCAACGAGACAGCAGCCCUGUUUCGAAUAGACAGUGACACGGGUGUCCUCACCACAACGGGGCUGUUUGACCGUGAGAAACGUGCCAGCUACACUUUCGAGGUGCUGGCUUCGGACAAUGGCCGCUACCAGGCCCACUGGGCCCAUGCCCGUGUGCAAGUCACCGUGGUAGAUGUCAACGACAAUAGCCCCCGCUUUCUUGAGUUCCCCUAUGUGGCCCACAUAAGCCCUCACGCCCCCCUUGGAUCCCAGGUGGCCCUGGUACAAGCCCAUGAUGGAGAUGACGGUCCCAAUGCAGACGUGUUCUAUACCACACCGAGUGGUGGCAAGCUGCACCUCGACAUGGACACUGGACUGGUGACAGUGGCUGCAAGUUUGGUGGCCGACAGUGGCCGGCUGCUGCACCUGGAUUUGGUCGCUCGAGAUCGUGGUCGUCCCUCCCGCAUGGCCAGUGGAGUACUGGAGGUGUGGGUGGGGCACGUGGCAGGCCCACGGCUGGAGUUCUCCAAUGCAAGCUAUGUGGCAAAGCUGCCUGAGGGAGCAGCCACAGGCUCAACAGUGCUGCAGGUUCAUGCCUCAGCCAGCAGCCAGCCUGGUCUGGCCGUCAGUUACAGCCUAGGGCCUGACCAGGAUCACGGGCCAUUUGUGAUCCACCCAACCAGCGGCACUGUGCGUGUGCGGGAUUCCCAGCAGCUGGACUAUGAGGAGCGGCCUGAGCUGGAGCUGCCACUGUGGGCCCAUGCGGAGACACCUUCAGGGUCAAUGCUACGUGGCUAUGCCCGGCUGUUGGUGCAACUGCUGGACCAGAAUGACAAUUCACCGCGCUUCUCCCAAGAGCGCUAUGUGGCCUCCGUCUGGGAAGGACGCUCUCGUGGAACCUUUGUCGCUCAGGUGUCAGCGUUGGAUUCUGACCAGGGCAGCAGGCUGGUGUACCACAUAGCAGGUGGUAAUGUGGACCAAGCAUUUGUGCUGGAGCCACCCUUGAGUGGCCGCGUACGCACCAACACAGUUCUGGAUCGCGAAAUUCGUGACACAUAUCUGCUCACCCUUGUGGCUACUGACGAUGGCCAGCCUCCUCGCACAGGCUCAUGUACUCUGCACAUCACAGUCAUUGACGCCAAUGACAACCAGCCCGUCUUUCCUCCGGACACUGUCAUCAGCAUUCGUGAAGAUGCCCGAGUGGGCUCCACAGUGACCACCAUCACGGCCAAUGACGUUGACACGCACCCCGUGCUGCGCUACUCCCUGGCUGAGCCACGUGGUGCCUUUGUGGUGGAUCACUUCUCGGGCCGCCUGCUGCUGGCCGAAGCGCUCGACUAUGAGCAGCAGCGCGAGUAUCAGCUGCGGCUGCAUGUCUCCGACACGGCUCAUGUGGCUGAGACCCUAGUCACUAUACGCGUCCUGGACACCAACGAUCAUGCCCCUCGCUUCCUGCAGCCCUCUUACAGUGUGCUCAUUUCUGAGUCAGCUGCGCUUGGGUCAUCUGUGGUCACUGUCAGCGCCACUGAUCUCGACUCUGGUGACAACGCCCAUAUCCACUACAGCUUGACCGGCUUUUCAGACGGCUUUUAUAUUGAUAAACAAACUGGCACAGUGUACACCAACCGAAGCCUCGAGUGGGACCUGACUGAGCCAGUGGUGCAGCUGCUGGUUCGAGCAACUGACAACGGUCACCCAGCCAAGUCAAGUGUCAUUCCACUCCGCAUCCACCUGGCGGACAUUAACCAGAGUGCACCCAAGUUUCUAGAGACUGUCUACAGAGCCAGCAUACCAGAGAACACCCUUCCGGGUUCGACACUCCUGCGAGUAUCAGCUAGUGAUCAAGACGGGCGUGUGGAGUACCGGCUCCUGGACACAGCCAGUGGGCGGUUCGUGCUCAGCCGUGGGUCCCUGGUGCUAGCACGGCCACUGGAGCCACGUACACGAUAUGCACUGCGCGUUCUGGCCACGGAUCUGGGCCGGCCACCACGCAACGCCACUGCACAGCUGCUCAUAAAUGUUGAGGGUCGUGGGCCACCGGCAUUUGCGCAAGCCCGGUAUGAGGCAUCCGUCUCGGAGGCCGCACCAGUGGGCCACACGCUGCUGCAUCUGGGCCCUUCGGUGCCAGGCCUCCGCUAUGCCAUCAGCUCGGGAAACCGGCUUGGCUGCUUCCAAAUCGACGCAGCCGGCGACCUGGUCGUGGCCGCAAUGUUGGACUAUGAUGUGGUCGCCGAGCAACGACUUGUGGUGCGCGCCACAGACAGCAAUGGCCGGGCGGCAUUGACCAGCGUGCUGGUGCGCUUGCAGGACGAGAACGACAAUGCUCCCCGGUUUCCGUUGGCCGAGUAUGUUGCCUCAGUUGAAGAAGGCGCACCUGUGGGCAGUCCACUUCUUGUGGCACGAGCCAUUGAUGGUGAUAGGGGUCCAUUCGGCAGGCUCAACUACUCACUCAUUGAAGGCGCCCAGUUGGUCAGAGUGGACGGCUCUACAGGUGCCCUGACCUCGGCCACCGUGUUUGACUACGAGGCACAGCCACACUUCCAGCUCACAGUGCGCGCCACCGAUGCAGGCGGACGUUGGGCAACGGCCCGUGUUCACGUUCAUGUUCUAAGUCGAGAUGAGUUCGUGCCAGUGUUUGACCAGGAAGAGUACAGGUUUGCAGUGCCCUUGGGUGCCCCUAUAGGGCAUGUGGUCGGGCGUGUUCAUGCAACAGAUCGUGAUCGUGGACCCGACGGUCGUGUUCUGUACCAGAUUCGUGGUGGCAGCGUCCACUUUCGUGUGAACGCAUCUUCGGGCACACUGUCCGUUCGUGCCCCAUGGCCCGGUGGCAGCCGCCUUCAAGUGGUGGCCAGCUCGGGUCGGCGUGGCUCCUUGGUGGCCACCACUGGAGUAACCCUGGAGGAGGCACCCGCAGCGCCUGCUGCUGCUUCGGCAUCACGUGGCCUGCCGGCCUGGGCAUUGGCCUUGCUGUUACUUGCGUUGACAGCCGUGGCUGGGCUCGCAGCUGCUGUGGCACUGCUGCGGGGCAGACUACAGACCAAGCGGCCUGCCGAGCCUAGCCUAGACACGUCAUUUGACACGGUUGACUUGCGGCGGGACCCAUUUCCAGCCUUCUACGAGCGGCCUGAUGAUGCAGCAGUCGCCAUGCACACUUCCGAGGUGUCUGAGCAGUCGAGUGGGCGUGGCUCAGCUGAAGAUGAAGACGAGGAGAUUCGCAUGAUCAAUGAAGGGCUGCGGCCACAAGGCGACAGUGGCUCUGACAUGUCAGUGCGCAACACCCACGAAUACCUAGCCCGACUGGGCAUUGACCCUGCAGCACCGAUUGACUCGUGGGCAAAGGCACCCAGUGCACCUGCUGAUGAUGAAGACUUGUCAAGUUUGCUCUAUGCAAAGCUGGACGAACCAACCGAGAGCCUGGGUGAGCCAUCAAUGACUGGGUCAUUAAGCUCAAUUGUGCAUAGUGAAGAGGAGCUGGCUGGCUCAUACAAUUGGGACUACUUGCUUGACUGGGGUCCGCAGUACCAGCCACUGGCGCAUGUCUUUGCUGAAAUUGCUAGGCUCAAGGAUGAUGUGCGGGCUGGUGGUGCCCCGCCACGUUCCCCUGUUGGAGGCGCAGUCGAUGACAGUUAUGCUGCCGCCCUGUCGCCCUCUUUCUCUCCUGCGCUGCUACCACUUGCCUCCAGGUCACCUUCACCACUGCCUUGUCUGCGCCGUACACCACCAGACUGACAUGUGCCAUGCUCUGUAAAAAGCUGUUUAUUCUUCUUUAAAUGUAGAUUUCACUGGCUGCACACAUUCCAACUUGUUACAACAGGCAGCAGUGGGAAAUAGCGACAUGUAAUGUUCUGCCUCUGUAAACCAUGUAAAACUGUUGAUGCAUCAUUCUGUUUGCCAGGUUGUGAGCAUAUCAUUUUGUGUAUAUGCAUUUCACUACAUAUCCAUCACUACAUACUAGUGCAGUGCACUGGCAGCUGCAUUCACUUAACAUUAGCUACAUGACCUUGGAGGUCCUAUCACAUAGGCCACUUCAUAGAAUGAAUGUAGAACAAAAGUGGGUGCAUACACCUGUUAGACCUCUGCUAAUCUUGAUGGCAGCCAUGCUGUUCCAAAUUGAGGUAUCCAAAUGGUGGAUCAAAUUCAGCAGUCAUUGCAACAAUUGUCUUUUUAUAUUAUGCGCUCCUGCAUCUACUGCCAGCUUUUGCAGCUCGCUAUUCCAUUAUGUAGUGUCCGUGCAAGUAUGUAGUAUGUAGGCUGAAGCUGGGUUUGUAUCGCUUUACAGAUUGAGAAGAGCUGGUCUGCACUCUUGCCCCAAAAAAGGAGCUUUUGGCUGUGGUCAAUAACUGAUCAAUGUAUCUUAAUUUGAUUCCUGUAUAUUUCAAAGAAACUAGAGUGCUGUGGUCAAGUUUACCUACUGCAUUGACAGGGUCACAAAUGUAAAAUGAGCACAACCCUAGCAUCGGCUGUAACUGAGCGUCCGUAUGGGCCUUAUCAAUACAUUUUAAUUCGUGCAUGUAGACUGUACUUUAUAAGCUGUGUGCUCGAGAACACAUCUUCCUCCAAAGAGGCACAAUUGUGGUGAGAACACAUGUAUAUCAUCCAAGCCAUUGCACCAUUAACUUAUGCUCUCCAUUAUGUCCGUGCAGAAUAUAGUUGCCCAAGCACGUAUUGCAACUGAUAAUAUUACAAGUGAGCGCAGGGUGUAAUGAAAAAGGAAGAGACAUACUGUAUAACGAUAAGCUGACAUUUAGCAAUGUCUCCCUUCAGCCUCGGUAUUAUAUUUUUGCAAGUUCAGCAUGUUCACGAUGAUGUAUGUAGUGUCACAUUUCUUGAAUAUGAGGUUUUCAAGUUUGCCUUUGUAAGUGUGCAAAUCUUGCUGCAAAUAAUAGCGAAAUACGCUAGCUGCGUUCGAGCAAGAUAGUACCACACAGGAUCCUCCUCAUUGAUCUCUACCCUCUAACACAGAUCAACCUGGCAUAUUCUCAUUUGGCACAGCUGAUGAGCUCUCUCUCUUCAGUGAUGCAUCUUGCCUUUACUUACUGAAUCAUCAGCCUAUUUUUAUGUUAACUGCAGGACGAAGGCCUCUCCCUGCUUACUUACUGCAAACAUCUUGUUAUUGGCAAGCUCUGUAAUUUCACGCUAAACUUUUUUAAUAAUUCAUAUGCACUGAAGUUUUGCUAAAUAACUAUCCCACUGUAAUAUAAAAAUGGCAUCACUUUGAGACCAAUUUUUUUGCAUAUUAUAGGCCAUUAACAACGAACAUUGGGUCCUAGCAGAAGUAAAAGAAUUUUCAAUGUGCCAGUUUUUUUUAGACUGUACUACUUAAUUUUAAAAAAUUGUCUAUUGCAGAUAGCAUAAUUUUAAUCCUUGAACUCUAUUUCUCAAGGUGGUAUUCAUUACUUGCACAAUUCACAAUUGCACAAGUCAAUGAAUGAUUUACUAAUUACAAAAUUUGACCAAGUUUCUAAUUUAUGAAUUGUACCCAGUGAGACUGCAAGACAACGAAUUCUGAGAAUGGCAUGCACCACAAAACUUGCGAUAUAAAAUGCACUGUUGCACAACUUACUUUCUUUAGGGAGUUUUAGAUUUAGCGCACCCAAACAACUUCUGGUACCCGAAGGGAUCUUUGUGCACCCAAAGUGACACGCCCUGCUGGUGUUCUUUUGUAUACCUCCUUGAAUUCUUUUAUAAGCCCAGCAGUUUGCAUCCCCAAACUUUGGGUGCACAAAAUCUAAAACUCUCUAUUAACAAAACACCAUCUUAUGCAUUGAAUCACAAAAAUAAUGAAAACUAAUGUAUUUCGUCACACACUUUGGAAAUUAAUACCUCAAAACUGGUGUCAUCCUGAGAAUUCAUUUGAUUUCGCAUUUCAUUUCUCAUGCAAGUAAUGUAUAGACUACAAUUGUGGUAUCUGCCCUGGGAAUUUUUUUUUUAUUCCGUAUAAUUAGAAAAUAUACUAAAACAGCUGGCUAGAUUAACUGCUCUGACGUGGUGGCACGAGGUGAUACAAUAGAUUGACAUCAGAAAGAUGCUCUAUUGGGGAUCGUGCAGUCAUCAUCGUGAGCGCAGCCCAUCAUUCACCAUUGCUGCUAUUUUGUUUCAACAAAAUAUUUUUAUAAAUUUUUAAAGAGUUCAUCAAAUUUCUACUGUGCACAGUCGUGAUAGAUUCUCCUGGUGCAUUGUGGGCGUGACAAGUUUGCUUUUUAUGCCGAGUUUUCAAACUUGUGUUGCUGUAACAGAUAUGCAGUCUGCCAAUUGUACAGUCAAAAACUAAUUCUGGGGUAUACUUAUAAUUAUUGGUCCUUGCUGUUGACAAUGUCGUUUAAGUGGAUGGCGUUCUUGGUUUAUUCAUUAUAUAACUUGUAGCAUUACUGUGCCUGAUCUUGUAAAGCUUCUGUCACUUUCACUGCCAGUGGUUCUCAACUGCAAGACAUAAGCAAUCUCAACUAGACUUUUUUUUUUCCCCCUUCUUGAGUAUUAUCAAUGUGUGUCCUAUAUACCAAUGCAAUGUGGCUAUUAAAAGCUGCAGUGCAACAUAGAUUCCUAUUGUGAUCAUGACUGCCAUCACUGUGCCAACUACUCUGUAAAACCUGUGAUGUAGUGGAAUUUUUGGUAAGCCACUUUACAACAUGCUGAAACUGCUUUGCUUUUGUGCCUUUAUCCUCCCUGAUGUGCAGUAGUGCAAUUGUGUACAAAUAUUAUUGGCAGAAGCUGCCCUGUAAAUAUAAUGUUGCCCCAGAGGCCGCUUGGAACUACCUCAUAAGUGCGGCUUGUGUGCCUGAGCUCAGCAGGCUGGUGCAGUGAGAAAUAAAGUUUUGCUAGAUCCCUUCA
Molecule: messenger RNA, 12845 nt
Organism: Dermacentor silvarum
Lineage: Eukaryota; Metazoa; Arthropoda; Arachnida; Ixodida; Ixodidae
Gene: ds
Product: protein dachsous
Exons: 25
Coding region: 525-9746 (3073 amino acids)
Biological process (GO): homophilic cell-cell adhesion
Cellular component (GO): plasma membrane; catenin complex
Molecular function (GO): cadherin binding; calcium ion binding
Source: RefSeq, a predicted model, not a curated record